This is a messenger RNA of Exophiala dermatitidis NIH/UT8656, 627 nucleotides long. RefSeq lists its product as uncharacterized. NCBI's taxonomy places the organism in Eukaryota, Fungi, Ascomycota, Eurotiomycetes, Chaetothyriales, Herpotrichiellaceae. The transcript has a single exon. Bases 1 to 627 code for a protein of 208 amino acids. The record is from RefSeq and is a predicted model, not a curated record.
AUGCUGUACCUACCUAGCCUCUUACUAGCUACCUUCCUCCAUCGACUACCUGUGUCUGCUCUCCCAGCUCUGGAUGUCGCUUCUGAUGUAGAUGCCGAAGUAUAUUCCAAGGACGUUCCAUGCCCUGGGAAUCUGCCAGCAUCGCCGGACUUCGAGUUCCCACAUCUGAUCAUCCCCAUUUCGUCCAGCAACCCGACUACGGCAUAUCCAAACACUUUCGUCCCUAACAUCACUGCUGGGGAUAUAUCUGACAUCUUCGACUUUGACAUACCCGAGAGUCGUGUCGGUCAAACAUGUACGAUCCAGUUUCUCUUUCCCAGAUUGGACCAGCUGAAGACAUCGUUCUUUCAACUGCGAGGUUUCGGCACCUAUAGCUUUUCCAUGUCGGCCCUUGGGGUCGGCGCGGUCGAGGGCAAUACCACUUUUGACAACCGGCCACUUCCCGCGUACGUCCACGGGUUCCCCAAGGCGGUCAGUAUGCAGCCGGGCAAUGCGUACGAAAUCGGUUCAACCAUAUGUGUGGCCGGAAGAAUAAGCAUGACGAUGAGUAGCUUCGAUAGCAGCCUGGCAUGGUUUCAAGAUUUCAACCCGUGUCCCAUGGGACUCUUCAUUACCUACUCGCCAUGA